Messenger RNA from Daktulosphaira vitifoliae (grape phylloxera), 1009 nucleotides. RefSeq names its product gamma-interferon-inducible lysosomal thiol reductase-like. The transcript has 5 exons. Gene Ontology annotation, molecular function: oxidoreductase activity, acting on a sulfur group of donors, disulfide as acceptor. The coding region runs from base 84 to 785 and encodes 233 amino acids. The record is from RefSeq and is a predicted model, not a curated record. NCBI's taxonomy places the organism in Eukaryota, Metazoa, Arthropoda, Insecta, Hemiptera, Phylloxeridae.
UCAUUAAUAAAUUUCAUUAAUCAAUCUCCUGUGAAACAAUCGGACGUAACGAUUGUGAUUCGGUGUACGUUCUAUUUUUCAAAAUGUUUUUUAAAGUUUUUUUUUUAUUUUCCGUAUAUAUUUUAGUGAUCAGAGCCGAAUUGUCGAGUUUAACAGGGUUCAAAACCAUACCAAAACCGUUAUAUGAUUGGCCCAACAUAGAAAAUCAAAAUCAAAACUCUGUCCCUAGGGUUACUGUUUCUAUAUACUAUGAAAGUCUGUGUCCAGAUUGUAUUAACUUCUUUACAAAUCAAUUGAAACCAAAUUUGGAGAAAUUUUACAAGUACUUAAAUUUAGAUUUUGUGCCCUACGGAAACUGUAAUCAAACCCAAUCAGAAGGAAAAUGGAAUUUUACCUGCCAACACGGCCCUUUGGAAUGUUCUGAUAAUAAAUGGCAAGCUUGCGCUAUUAACGUAUUACCAUCUAAACCUAAAUGUUUAGCACAGUAUCUCACAUGUUAUAUGACUUCUGUAAAAAAAACACAUUCUGCUUACCUAUGUGCAAAAAAAUUAGGAUUAUUACAGUCGUAUAAAAAAAUAAAAGAUUGUGUUCAAAACGAUGAUUUUAGCAGUGAACUUCUUGCCCAUUAUGGAAACAGAACACGUUCUCUUAUCCCAAGAUUAUCUUGGGUGCCUUUAAUUACAUUUAAUGGAGUUUUUAAUAAAAUCGAUCAAUAUAAUGCAGAACACAAUUUUCCCAAAGCUAUUUGUAAUUAUUUAAUCCCUAAACCUGCCAAAAUUUGUUAGAAAUAUCCGAAUAUAUUCCAAACUAGAUAAUUUUAUAAUCCGUCCAUCAUUCCAUCGAUUUUACAUUAUUUUUAAACAGCACACCUUGCCAUGUACAUACAUUUAUGUUUUAUAAGUAUAUUCAUUUAUUGAUUUAUGUUUAUUAUUUAUUUAUUGUUUAAGUUCUUUUUAUGAAAAAACUCUAAUUGCUAUGUAAUAAAAAACUAUUUUUAAUGACGUAAAAA